AUGGCUGCUCCCCACCUUCCCCCAGUCUCAUCUCCAUUGGCUGACUCUGGACGCACCCCCACCCAGCCUGCUGGCUUUGGCGCCCAUGCCUGCAAGCCCAAAUGCUACAAACCUCUUCCUAUUGCCUUUGCUGCUACAAUUCCCAUGAUGAAUUCCAGCGCAAAACACUCUUACCGCUUCACCCCCAAUGGAAUCGAGUUGAUGGCCAACAAUGCAAAGCUUGACCUCCUUGUUCGUCGGACUCGCCUAAGGGACAUGGGUUUAUUGCGCCCGACCUGA
Messenger RNA from Puccinia graminis f. sp. tritici CRL 75-36-700-3, 279 nucleotides. RefSeq lists its product as uncharacterized. The transcript has a single exon. The coding region runs from base 1 to 279 and encodes 92 amino acids. The record is from RefSeq and is a predicted model, not a curated record. NCBI's taxonomy places the organism in Eukaryota, Fungi, Basidiomycota, Pucciniomycetes, Pucciniales, Pucciniaceae.